CUCACUCCAUGAGAAGGGUCUUGUCUAGUCUUGUAAAUUUUCUUUUUUCGUAUUUAGUUUCUGUCCUGUAGGUAGGAACUGCCAAAACAGUGUUUUGCAUUGUUCAUCGACAGGAAACCAGUUCUAUCUAAUAAUCGAGCUAUCUGGUAUAGCAUUUUUCAUUCUACCCCCUAUUAAUUCUAAUAAGGGCCCUUUGGAGACAGCGCACUAUUGCGCAGUCUAAAUCAGUAGGAACUUCGCGAUGUGUUUCGGAUCAUGUCUCGGCAGCGAUGACCAUCGCAGGCGGCCCCAACGACAAGGUCCGUAUAGAUCGCAUAACGCACAACGUUCCCAAAGCACUCAACGUCGGGAAGCUACCCGUGCAGCUCGGGAAUAUGGAUGGCCGCGUGAACACAGUGAACGUGGUACUCGCAACUACGGACAAGCCGGAAAUAGAGACUCGUAUCUCGAACCCGGACUUGCGGAGGCCUUGGUCAAUCUUCCGGGUAGCGAGUUCCGCCACGUCUACGACCCGGAACGCCCCCGACAUCCACCCCAGGACCAAUAUCAUAGUCAAUCGCCCCAAUAUCAGUAUCCCGACCGACAUAGCCAUGCCACUAGGUCAGAACACAUCCGACUAAAGCAAGUACCGACCGGAAGGGGGGAGCUUAACCAUGAUAACGUCGGCCCGUUCAGAAGCAUGUACGGCAGCGUACACGGGGUAGUCCAUGAGCAGCCCAGAAGGGCCGAUACUAUGACCACAACCCUUCGCAGGACAGAAUCUCGGCGUUCCGUAGAUAGCAACGGGGUUAGCGAUAUUUCUAGCGACGACGACGGCGAUAGCUGGGGCAGCGGGGAGAGCCGUAGGUGGCUUGCCCCCACUCCCCCAGCGUCAACUCGGGGGGAACAUAAUCUCUAUGACCGCACGGGACAUAGCUAUGGACGCGGGGGCGCGUUCUGAAUUAAUCUCAAGUACCUACUUCAGCAUUGUGAGUCUUCCCGAUAGUACGCACACGCAAACGCACAGCUCCCUAGCUAUGUAGAAAGAUACCGCUACCAUUGUGCCUACCUACCUACCUACCUAGGUAGGGGUAGGUAGGGAUGAACGUUGAUAUAAUAGAUACCCCGUUUUAGCGAGUAAUAGGUAGAUAAUGGAUACGAUGGUUUUGUUUUUUCCUCUUUAUUACCUACCUAGGUUUGUUUGCGGCUGUAAGCUGGCGAUAGAUUAGAAUCUAGAGGUGAGUGAACGGCGGGAAGAAAUUCAAGGAUCAGAGCCAGUAUCCAUUCCACGUAGUUAGUCGAUUUCGUAUUAAAUUCGUAAGUUUGCUAUUUUGGUAGUUAGUUAGCGAGC
Messenger RNA from Daldinia caldariorum, 1330 nucleotides. RefSeq lists its product as uncharacterized. NCBI's taxonomy places the organism in Eukaryota, Fungi, Ascomycota, Sordariomycetes, Xylariales, Hypoxylaceae. The record is from RefSeq and is a predicted model, not a curated record. The coding region runs from base 242 to 940 and encodes 232 amino acids. The transcript has a single exon.